AUGAAACUCUCCGUGGUCGUUACGGUUCUCGCCGCCCUUGUCGCCGGCGUCCCAACCGACAACCCGCUCGACUCCAACAUCGCCGAGCUCCAAGACCGUCAGGCGCAUGUCACCCCUCCCGCUGUGGUUGGUGGCCUCAGUGCGACACUAUCUGUCGGUGUGAGACUUCGGGCAGGGCGGACUGCAAGGAUUGUUGCGGUUUUCAGUGCCAUUAAGUCUGCGAUGGCCGUGUGA
Molecule: messenger RNA, 234 nt
Organism: Westerdykella ornata
Lineage: Eukaryota; Fungi; Ascomycota; Dothideomycetes; Pleosporales; Sporormiaceae
Exons: 3
Coding region: 1-234 (77 amino acids)
Source: RefSeq, a predicted model, not a curated record